Guyanagaster necrorhizus is the source of this 1287-nucleotide messenger RNA. RefSeq lists its product as uncharacterized. The coding region runs from base 1 to 1287 and encodes 428 amino acids. The record is from RefSeq and is a predicted model, not a curated record. NCBI's taxonomy places the organism in Eukaryota, Fungi, Basidiomycota, Agaricomycetes, Agaricales, Physalacriaceae. Gene Ontology annotation, molecular function: protein binding. The transcript has a single exon.
AUGACAGCGACACGUCAGGCUACCAAGUUGUGCCACAAUUGUGGAACGGAAUUCUGCAGCACUGCAUGGAUGCCCAUUCCGUGUAAUGCAUUUUCGCAGCAGUACCGAUGGACAAGCAACGUCCUACCUGCUCCGGAAGAAAUCGAGUAUCGCCGCGAGAUUUCAGAUGCGCGAGUCGAGAUUUUGCGUUAUGAAAAUGAACUGCUGAGAUUGGCACGGAUAAUGUCCAAGUUGGAUGCAGAGAGAGCUGCUAUGGAGACCUUCAUUCAGCAGAAGGAGUCAUUCCUUUCACCCAUUCGAAGUAUGCCCAACGAGAUCUUAGUCAUCAUCUUCGAGUGCGCUGUAGACCUGGAUGUGGCCUGUACCACACCAUCAAUCCGCGAAGCACUUUCUGUGCACCGCAUCAGUCUCGUCUGCUCUCGAUGGCGCGAUAUCGUGACUUCCAUGCCGGGGUUAUGGUCCUUUAUAUCCGUCUCUCUUGGCAGGCAUACACAACACGACCUCAUCGUCUCAGAGGCUCUUAUUCGCAGGCACCUCGAACUCGCGGGAAACGAGUUGCUGACGAUCCGUAUCUCUUCCGAAAACUACAUUCCCCAUGCCCAUUACCCAUUCAUCGUUCAGCUUUCCCAUCACGCACACCGCUGGAAGGAUGUACGCGUCCGCCUCUCAACUGCGGGUGUUGCCAAAUUCUACGAAAUCCUCAAUCGGCCCGGCGUAUCUCUUCCCAAUCUCGAAUUUUUGGCGAUUGACUACCCAGCUAACAGCUACAGUCGCGAGUUCAGGUGCAACACAUUUCAGGAAGCGUCCAAGCUCCGGGAAGUACAUAUGUCGGGGUCGGGCUCGCAGAUAGUAAAGGUCCAUCAGCACCCGUUGCCCUUCCCGCAACUUGAAGCUAUCACCCUUGGUGAAGGAAUUCACGACGGCGCAUCGGUGGCACGUCUGAUUGCAAUUUCCGAAAACGUUGACCGACUUACCAUCGUUACUGGGCCCUCACCAACCUAUUCCCCAGUUUCGUCCGACAUAAGCACCCUAGAGAUCGUUUUGGCAGGAGAUUUUGGUGUCCGGCCGCUUCUGAACGCGCUCACCCUCCCCAAGUUGAAUACGCUAGUCUUCCGCCUCGCGGAAUUCGGCUCAGAUUCACGAGGCUUUGAUUUGGAUCCCGUUAUUGACUUGGUAGCGCGUUCUGAUUGUCACCUUCGCCAACUUGUUGCCAAGGAAGUGAAGGUGCUUGAUCAUCAGAUUGACGCGCUCCUCCAGCAUGUGCCUAGAUUGGUAAUAAUUUCUUGA